GCUGAGGAUGUCGACCAGGAUGUCUUGUGAAGAAAGCUGGUAAAGAAAACUGCCGGUCUUUGACUUCUCAUUUCGUCCGAUAGGAAUCCGAUCAUGAUCUCAGUUGGGCCCUCGCCGCGUGUAGCAGGUUCUAAAGAGCUCUUUACAAUUGUGACAUGUGGAGACUCUGAUUGGGUUUCUUUUCGACUUAUUCUCUUACCUUGCGACCAGUGCUGGGCGGUGGCGUGACUGGCAUCUCCUGUCUACGAUUGCCGAAAGCAAUCAUAUUCUAUUUGUGUCUCAUUAUUCUAUUUGUGUCUCAUUCUGAAAUCAUGUAAGGAGUUGGAAGUGGACUAGAACAUUUGAACGCGCGAACGUUAUGGGCUGAAUCAACUGACGCAAAGCUGACAUUUCUACAAAGGCUCGUAAGAACUUGGAUCAUCCGAUGUGGAAUCUUUCAGGAUUACUGUCAGCUGCCAAUCAAGACCAAUUCGCUUUCUAAUGACGACGAUCAGAAACUGGCAAUGGGUAGCAGGCAACACUUUCAUGAUCAGUCUCACCGAAGACUCGCGAAUCAUUGUUUGUCUCGAGAGCUGAAUCUAAGUUGUUUUCAAGAAAGGCAUCCCAUUCUCAGAUAUCCUAGUCAGAUGGCGAAUUCCGAUGCUGCCGGAGUGCAAUAACCAGAGCCGUCCGCCAGAGCACCCUUGAGUUCACCGCGCGGUGCGGAUGCCAAGGGAUAACGAAUCUAGACGUUCACUCUAGUGGCAAACGAGAUGAGCUCUUGCAAAUAAUGGGCAGUGAAUUUAAUGUCGUUUAUUUGUGAAGUUGUAGUGUGACACACUGCGAAGGACUUUCGAUCUCGGAUGCAUUGUGAGAACCUAAAGAUGUGCCAAAUAGCAUCUGGGUGAACGUUUGCAUCUGUUAGAGCGCUGGACGCUCAAAGUGAUGGGGCCAGAUGGACCUCGAGUGAGGCGGAAGAUCAUGAGCGGAAAGUGGGAGAAGCGCCUACAUCGCAAAGGAGUGAAGCUUUAUGGCACUCGCUGGUGUGCUCUCUGCAUUAAACAGAAAGGGUUACUGGCACAGCUUUGCUCCAGUUGGGAGAGGUUCUACGUUGACUGUGAUUCCCUGAAAAAUGUGCUCGAAUCUUCAACUGUGAAAAAGAUUCCAGCUUGGAGGGUGGCAGGAAAGUGGUACGUGGGAGCACAGUCGGAGGCAUCCUUGGAACAAUUGGCCAACUCGAGCUGGCAGGGAAUGCAGCGGUGGGAUGUUGCAGAGUACACCAGAAGGCACAAGAGACGAGGGAAGUGGGCGAAAGAGGAAUUUGCAGACAUCGUUAAACGCUCUAUUUUGAAGUCGAAGGUUGUCCACAGUCCACAGGUUGAUAUUAGCCCACCAUCUGCGGAGGGGCUGAACCAUGGCUUCAUGGCUCACAGUGCCGCAAGAAACUUCUUAGUCCUCGCGCUAGCUGCUGCAACUUUUACGAAGGAAAACUUCCAAAAGUUUUUAGACGCUACAAACUCGAGGGGUGCUGCUUUCAAGAAACGCUCGAUAUCUUUUUUGUGUACAACAUCCCAUGUGAAGAGUUGUGAGGAUCUCAGACAGAGACUAGCUGCUCCUCGUCCCCCGGAUCUCGAAACGUCAGAAACGAUUGUCAGUAAGGAUUGGCGCAUAGUUCAUCAAGAUUGCUUUUCGCCCUCUUGGAAGAACUCAGUUGGAAUAUUUAGCAGAACAUCUGGACUAUCCGGUAGAGAGAGCUGCACAGGAAAGAUGGCGAAAGAGGAGUCUACCGAGACUCUGGAUAAAAUGGCUGACAAGAAGGUCGCUCAUCUGCACGAGAUUCUCGGCUUCACCGAAGCCAAUAGGGAAACGUUCAGAAAGCUCCCUUCAACGAUCUUGGAAAGCUGGGGUAGUGGAUUGCGAAAUUUGAACGGAAUGAUCGUGAGACUCACAGGGUCCGCAUGUCACUUCAAAGUGACGACUGGUGGAAAUUAGGCUUAAUUACGGAAAUGCCAAAAUGAAUAAUGAUGGACUGAUCGGAAUCCGGUGACGGGUCUCGCAGAUUCUUGUACAGAACGUCGGAUUCCCAUUAACCUGAGCGUUGACAAAGCCUUCUGAGAGAUUGUCGAAGACCAAUCUUCUUUAGUUGGUUUAUGAGAAUGUAACAUUCCGGCUAGUAGAUUUUCUCGAAGAUUUUACACUGACCGGAGAUCAUCGUGUAGUGAUAAUCAUUACCUGAGUGAUACAAAAGUUUGUCGAUGAUCUGGCGACGAGUGUAGGAAAAGUCUAGGUCGACACGUGUCAGAUCAAUUCAAACUACACGUUUCCCCUUCCUUUGAUAUUUGCUUAUACUACACGUAAGCUUCCUUCUUCUCCUUCUCAUUGCUAUGUUCCUGAGUUAUUAAGUUUAAAAUUUACUAUUUUACUCGCCUCUCAGGCAUGAAACGUUUUCGUUCAAAAGAAAUACUCGAGGUCAUGUUCUAUGUCAGAACAGGAGGCAGCAGCCGGAAUUAUAAGCUGCUUUCGACCG
This is a messenger RNA of Marchantia polymorpha subsp. ruderalis, 2506 nucleotides long. The record is from the annotation of a GenBank genome assembly. Lineage: Eukaryota; Viridiplantae; Streptophyta; Marchantiopsida; Marchantiales; Marchantiaceae.